UCCGGUUUUCCUUGCCUGUGGCAACUGACAGGCUCAGCCAGCCUCCCAGGCCGGCUGCCUGCUCACCCAGCCAGUAGCUUGCUCUGGGCACUGCAGCAGGCUCGGCUCUGUCCCAGCGCUCGCUCUGCCGGGAGAAAAGUGGUGUCUUCGCCCGCCCGGAGAGAGCCUCUCUCUCUCCCUUCCUUCUUUCUCGAGCUCUCUGAGUCCUUUGGCGUUUCUUUCUUUUUCUUUUCUUUCUUUUCUUUUUUUUUUUUUUUUAAUAUUUUCUUUUUAUAAAAUUUACAUAAUUAUAUUGGUAAUCGUGGAUGAGGCUGCUGGAUUGUGCAGUACAAGUCUUCAUGAACAAGCUGCACCGCUCAGAGAUUUCCCGGCAUUCAAAGGUCACAGAACUGCCACUAUGGUUAAAUGUCUUGUUUAAUGGUUGAGAGGUGUGGCGAAGUCUUGUUUGAAAAUCCUGAACAGAAUGUCAAAUGUGUUUGCAUGCUAGGAGAUGUACGACUAAGGGGUCAGACGGGGGUUCCUGCCGAACGCCGCGGCUCCUACCCAUUCAUUGACUUCCGUCUACUUAACAAUACAACACACUCAGGGGAAAUUGGCACCAAGAAAAAGGUGAAAAGACUGUUAAGUUUCCAAAGAUACUUUCAUGCAUCUAGGCUUCUCCGAGGGAUUAUACCGCAGGCCCCGCUCCACCUGCUGGAUGAAGACUACCUUGGACAAGCAAGGCAUAUGCUCUCCAAAGUUGGAAUGUGGGACUUUGACAUUUUCUUGUUUGAUCGCUUGACAAAUGGGAACAGUCUGGUAACUCUAUUGUGUCACCUCUUCAACUCCCAUGGACUCAUCCACCAUUUCAAGCUCGAUAUGGUGACCUUGCACAGGUUUUUAGUUAUGGUUCAGGAAGAUUACCACGGUCACAACCCAUACCACAAUGCUGUUCACGCAGCUGACGUCACCCAGGCCAUGCACUGUUACCUGAAGGAGCCAAAGUUGGCCAGCUUCCUCACACCUUUGGACGUCAUGCUCGGACUACUGGCUGCAGCAGCUCAUGACGUGGACCAUCCAGGGGUGAACCAGCCAUUUUUGAUCAAAACUAACCACCACCUUGCCAACCUGUAUCAGAAUAUGUCUGUGCUGGAGAAUCACCACUGGCGAUCUACAAUCGGCAUGCUUCGGGAGUCACGGCUCCUUGCUCACUUGCCAAAGGAAAUGACACAGGAUAUCGAACAGCAGCUGGGCUCCCUGAUCUUGGCCACAGACAUCAACAGACAGAAUGAGUUUCUGACCCGCUUAAAAGCUCACCUCCACAAUAAAGAUUUGAGACUGGAGAAUGUACAGGACAGACACUUUAUGCUUCAGAUCGCCUUGAAGUGUGCUGACAUUUGCAAUCCUUGUCGAAUCUGGGAGAUGAGCAAGCAGUGGAGUGAAAGGGUCUGUGAAGAAUUCUACAGGCAAGGUGACCUUGAACAGAAGUUUGAACUGGAAAUCAGUCCUCUUUGUAAUCAACAGAAAGAUUCAAUCCCUAGCAUACAAAUUGGUUUCAUGACUUACAUCGUGGAGCCACUGUUCCGGGAGUGGGCCCGGUUCACUGGGAACAGCACCCUGUCCGAGAACAUGCUAAGCCAUCUCGCACAUAACAAAGCCCAGUGGAAGAGCCUGCUGUCAAAUCAGCACAGACGCAGGGGCAGCGGCCAGGACCCGGCUGCCCCCGCACCUGAGACCCUGGAGCAGAUGGAAGGCGCCACGCCCUAAGAUAGCGGUCUGCUGGAGCUCGGCCAUCUGUCCGUCCACGGAAGCACGGCCAUCCGUCCAACUGCCCUCGCAACAAGCCCACCAUGCUGGGUUUCGAUGCCACCCACCUGCCACUUACCGCCUCUUUGAUCCAAGUGUACAAAAGCCAUUGUCACCUCAGCAUUAGCUGCUGACAUGGGCAGCUCUAUACCGUCAUUGGAGCUGAUUCUGGGGCGGCUGCCCCAACCGAAAAGACUGGAAGUAAGAAAGGGGCGCUUCUGCCAUGUCCGCCUCUGGCCCUUGGUCAGGCUGACUGACAGGGGCUCCUAAGUCCAGAGCAUUCUUAGAGUUCGCCGUCGGACAGCUGACCUGCAUGACACCAGCAUACUUGGAACUGCAAGAUUGGUCUUACGUGCCAGAGCACAAACGAGAGUGUGAGAGAAAGUACCUUCUAUUUUAAUAAUAAUAAUUAUUAUUAAAUAAUAAAUCUUUUUAACUUUUAUAUUUCAUGCACCAGAGAAUGGGUCUAAAACUUCGGACUAAGAAUACUCAGCGUACCCAAGCCUAAGAGGGGUUUCAUUGUUUUGCUAUUGACUCUAUGCCACGUUGGGUCAGAGAUGUGGCACCUUUGCGGUUUAUGAAACCACGCAUCCCCUCCCAUCGGUGGAAGGCGCUGGACAGCUCAUCCCAUUGCACCGUUAGCCAAUCUGUCUUUUCCAGAUUCAGUGACCUGUUUAUAUCCACACGUGUACAUUUUCUGUAAAUACCGAACGCUACUGAUUCCCAUGCCAAAAUACACGAGUAUUAUGGGAUUGCUACCUGUAUAAACAAUGGCACUGUGAACAGAUUACUGUUAGUUUUAAUACGAGAGAAUGCGUUUGUAAAUACGGUAUAGAGAAUAUUAAUAUACUGUUGUUCGCAGAUAAAGGCCUUAACUUUAAA
This is a messenger RNA of Arvicanthis niloticus (Nile rat), 2667 nucleotides long. The record is from RefSeq and is a predicted model, not a curated record. NCBI's taxonomy places the organism in Eukaryota, Metazoa, Chordata, Mammalia, Rodentia, Muridae.